Messenger RNA from Cajanus cajan (pigeon pea), 2127 nucleotides. RefSeq names its product U3 small nucleolar ribonucleoprotein. Gene Ontology annotation, biological process: rRNA processing. The record is from RefSeq and is a predicted model, not a curated record. NCBI's taxonomy places the organism in Eukaryota, Viridiplantae, Streptophyta, Magnoliopsida, Fabales, Fabaceae. Gene Ontology annotation, cellular component: small-subunit processome; nucleus; Mpp10 complex.
UUUUAUCCCUUCCAAAAUUUCGCUGUGCUAAAACCCUAAACUAAACCCAUUUAUCACCGAAAGAACAGAGCGUAACAGAGACCAAACCAUGCCAAACGCGAGCGACGCCGGCGUCGAAGCCCUACGGCGGCUAAAAGCGACGGAACCACCGUCAUGGCUCGUGCCGAACCCGUCGCUGUCGGAAGCUGCUCGCACUGCGUCCCAGUACUUGUUCUCUUCCCUCAAACCAUUUUCCCCUAAAUCGCCAUUGGACCAACUCCUCGUCGACGGCUUCGACGCCGAACAGAUAUGGCAACAAAUCGACCUCCAAUCGCAGCCUCUUCUAUCCACCCUUCGCCGCCGCUUGAAGCAGCUCGUUGAGAAUCCCGAAGAGAUUUCUCAACUGAAGGUUCCUUCGGAGGGUGGGAACAAGAAGGAGGAAGAGAAUCGAGACGAGUGGGAAGAAGAGAGUGACGGUUUUGACGAGGAACUGGACGAGGAUGAUGAUGAUGAGGAAGAAAAUGAGGACGAAGGAAAGGAAGUAGAAGGAGAAGCGAUGGAGGAGGAUGAAGAGAGUGAGGAGGAGAAUGAAGAGAGCGAGGAGGGGAAUGAGGAAGGUGGUGGCAUUGAGGAUAAAUUCUUGAAAAUUGAUGAAUUGGCUAAGUACCUAGAGAAGGAGGAAGAGAAUAUGGAGAAUGAUGAGGCAGACGAGGAAGACGAGGAUGAAGAUGACGACGAGGAAAGUGAUGAGGAUGGUGAUUUUGGAUUUGGUGACGAGGAUGAAGAAGCAGAUGGCAUGGAAAACGCAAGGUAUGAAGACUUCUUUGGAGGUAAAAAGGAAAGGAGCUCAAAAAGAAAAGCUCAGGUACUUCAGGAAUCUGAAUAUUCUGAUGACGAAGAUGACAUGGAAUUUGAGAAGCAGAAGAAAGGGACUGCAUCUGCCCAUGAAAAGGAACUGGAAAAAAUUCAAUCCAAGAUAGAGCAAAUGGAGAAAGCUAACAUAGAGCCCAAAACUUGGACUAUGCAGGGUGAGGUAACUGCUGCAAAAAGACCCAAGAAUAGUGCAUUGGAAGUUGAUCUAGACUUUGAGCACAAUGUAAGGCCUGCCCCUGUAAUCACUGAGGAAGUUACAGCUUCAAUUGAGGAUAUGAUCAAGAAAAGGAUUAUUGAGGGGCAUUUUAAUGAUGUUCAAAGGCUUCCAAAAUUACCAUCUAAAGCGCCUUGGGAAGUUCAAGAGUUGGAUGACAAUAAAAGCAAGCAGGGUCUUGCAGAUAUUUACGAGCAAGAAUAUGUUCAGAAGACAGACCCCACUUCUGCUCCAUUGUCAUUCAAAGAUGAACAGAAGAAUGAGGCAAGCAUGCUGUUUAAGAGACUCUGUCUGAAGCUGGAUGCCCUUUCUCAUUUUAACUUUGCUCCAAAACCUGUUAUAGAGGACAUGUCUAUUCAAUCUAAUGUGCCUGCUCUGGCAAUGGAAGAAAUUGCACCUGUGGCUGUUUCAGAUGCUGCUAUGUUGGCUCCUGAGGAGGUAUUUGAUGGCAAGGGUGAUGUUAAGGAAGAAGCAGAGCUUACAAAGGCAGAAAGGAAAAGAAGGAGAGCUAAUAAGAAAAGGAAAUUUAAAGCCGAGGCAGUAAAAAGGACAAAUAAGAAGGCACAAGAAGAUGCAAUUCGUAGCCAAGACAACCAAAUUACUGGGUAAAUAACAGUGCAAUAUUUUGUGAUUGUUUACGGAAAGCUGCACAACUAACAACGAUAAGUUCAAGGGGGAGCCCGUGGGAAAACACAAGUAAAAUAGAUAAGAGGAUAUUUUUUGGAGUCAACCAUGAUAUAUGAGCGAUGCAAUUCUACAUGUGGCAGUGGCAGAUGAGAGUAAAUGCUCUUUAUAGUUGGCUAUUUUCUUUGUUCCUUGAAUUCUUGGAUAAUAUCAAAGCAUUCAUAGGAGGUUCACUGUUUUUUAGCCUUUUCUGCUACUUGCUACAAGUUUUGUAGCUGGGGUAUUUUAUUUUGUGCUAUAUUUUGUAUUCUUUAAUUUUAUUCACAGUUGAUAUGUUGUAUUGGUCUGCACCUUGCGAAUGACAAAUAGUUGAACCUUCAAAUCUCCAAAGUCCAAACCAAUGAGACAUUAAGAAAGUAGUUGGCAGAUUUUGCUUU